This is a messenger RNA of Lutzomyia longipalpis, 1162 nucleotides long. RefSeq lists its product as uncharacterized. The transcript is spliced from 3 exons. Lineage: Eukaryota; Metazoa; Arthropoda; Insecta; Diptera; Psychodidae. The record is from RefSeq and is a predicted model, not a curated record. Bases 294 to 797 code for a protein of 167 amino acids.
GAUCAAUUGAAACUGUUUAAAUUAUAUCAAAUAAUUGUUCACUCCCUUGGGUCCUCAUCAGUCCCCGCGUCACUGAUCGGCAAACGAACCACCUUCGUUAUUGGUCUCGUGAAGAUGCCCCGUGCAGUCUUUAGUUUCAACACCCUGACAUUACCAUCUUUCCCAGGAAAAACAUCUAUAACUUUCCCCAAAGGCCAGUGAGUGGAAGGCAUCAGCUCUUCAACAAACAAAACAACAUCGCCUAUCUUUAUGUUUGAUGUUGGAACACACCACUUAGCACGAGUUUGCAAAGUAUGAAGAUAUUCCUUUUUCCAUCUUUGAGAAAAAUGUUGCACAUAGUGCUGAAGUUUUUGCCAUUUAUCGAGUCGGUUGAACUUGUAAGCAGUGACGUCGGGAUCUGGAAGUUGCGGAAGACCUUCCAGUUUCAAAAAGUGACCCGGAGUGAGAAUCAGUGGAUCAUCUGCAUUAUUUGGAAGUGGGAACAAGGGACGACUAUUAAGCACCGCUUCUACCUGCUUCAAAAUAGUCAUCAUUUGCUCAAACGUCAGAGUAGCACCCUUCAAUACCCUCUUCAAGUGAGUUUUACAAGAGCGCACCGCAGCUUCACACAAGCCAUUAUGGUGCGGACCACGAGGAGGUUGGAAACACCAUUCUAUUCCUUUGGUAGCGAGGUGGUGCCAUUAUCCGAGUACAUCCGCUUUGGUGAACCUCGAGUGCUGACAAAGCGUUUGAAACAAGCCAAAAAGGCAUCAGUUGAAAGGGAGCUUACAAUGUCAAGCAACACGGGACCUGCGUAAUCUACUCCAGUUGAAUGGAAAGCAGCGACAUAUUCCACUCGAGGCUGGGGCAAGUCACCCAUCAAUUGCUCAGGUACUGGAGGGUUGGCACGGAUGCAGUUUAUGCACAAUCGGUAGAUUUUACGAGCUAGAAGACUACCUCCUAAUGGCCAAUAUUUUUGAUGGAUGGACGCGAGAAGUAGUUGUGGACCAGAGUGGAGUGUAAGGAUGUGCUCUCUUGCGGCAUAUUUUUCCGCCAAUGCACCAUCAGGAAGGAGCAUUGGAUGUUUGGUAUCGAAAGGUGCAUAAGAAUGUUCAAGUCGGCCACGAACGCGAAUUAUUUCAUUCGAAUCCAAAAAGGGACGCAAUGAACGAAUUUUCUUGAA